This is a messenger RNA of Castor canadensis (American beaver), 490 nucleotides long. RefSeq names its product S100 calcium binding protein A8 (gene S100a8). The record is from RefSeq and is a predicted model, not a curated record. Gene Ontology annotation, cellular component: cytoplasm; extracellular exosome. Gene Ontology annotation, biological process: neutrophil chemotaxis; endothelial cell migration; response to lipopolysaccharide. Gene Ontology annotation, molecular function: calcium ion binding; calcium-dependent protein binding. NCBI's taxonomy places the organism in Eukaryota, Metazoa, Chordata, Mammalia, Rodentia, Castoridae.
UAGCAACUCAGGAAGGGUGCGCUGCCUCUGGAUGACCUGGAGCUGACCAAGCCUCGCACUAUAAAAGGGAACUAACACUCAGCUUCACAUGUCUUUUGUCAACUCUUGUUUCUGUUUUGGAGACACUUGGUGGGCAAAUCCUUGGACACCAUGCCGACUGAACUGGAAUGCUCCUUGAACUCACUCAUUGAUGUCUACCACAAGUACUCCCUGAUCAAAGGGAAUUACCAUGCUAUCUACAAGGAUGACCUGAAGAAAUUGCUCGUUAAUGAGUGUCCUCACUACAUAAAGAUAAAAGAUGCAGACUCCUGGUUCAAAGAAUUGGACAUCAACCUGGAUGGGGCAAUUAACUUCCAGGAGUACCUCAUAUUUGUGAUAAAGGUGGGCCUGGCAGCUCACGAGGACAGCCACAAAGAGUAGUGGAGCUAUUGCGUUUGGGGCUGGGCACCCAGACAUGUAUCUGCAGAGUAAUAAAGUCAUCAAUACCUCA